GAGUGGCUGUGUGUGUAAACACAGGGGUGUGUGUUGAAGAACAGGCGAUGAUCAUCAUGAUCUGGAAUCAUGCAGCUCAGUGGAGGACUAAAGACGCUCCGGAGAUGCUCGUGAGAUGAUGCAGAGGGACGCACGUGGAUGGCAGAGACUCCAGCAUCCUCUCAGGACAUUGAGUUUGUGAAGCGUUGCGCAGCAGCACAGUGGCCCCCCCUCAGGCCAGUCGGAGUACUGCAGCAACACCCAGCCACAAAUCUGCUUCAUGGCCACAAAACCAAACCUCUGCAGAACAUAUGACUCUUACCAAAAGGUAAACUUACAAUCAGGGGUCAGUGAGGUGACGCGAAAGACGUAUGAUAUGGAGGUCAAAGGUCAACUGAUAACAUGCUCCGAGCUGCAGGCCACUACAGACAGUAAGCAGCAUGCGGAGCGGAUGGUGGAGCUGCAGGAGCGCCGGAGGAGUCUGCAGUCGCUGCUCAACACUCGGAUAGCAGAACUCAAACGUGUGUGUCUGCAGGAGGCGGAAUUAACAGGAGAAGUUCCUCAAGAAUAUCCUCUGGAAAGUGGAGAGAAAGUCCCUCAUGUGCGGCGCAGGGCUGGUCUGUCUCGCAGCAGGUCCAAACAUAACACCAAAAAUGAGGAAGAGGACGUCUCUCAACGCAAGACAAAGAAAACUCUGUUCAGCGGCGCCCUCCGCAGACACGUCGAUUCUGAACAGCAUCCUCCACACAGCAAACGCACGGUUCAUAGAGGAUGCCACACAGAUAACACAGUGAAGACAGAGAGCAGCUCCACGUUUGAUUCAACCAAUCAGGACACUGAAGAUGCCUCUGAUGGUCUGUCAGCCUCACAGCCCCGGCUGGUCUCUGGGAGCCCAGACAACAAAUUUUCUCCAAAACUCUCCCCAGUGGAGAUCUAUUACGAGAUGAAAACACGCCGCAACUCUGUGGCCAGCUCAGCCAGCCCGAGUCACUCUCUUCCAAGGAGUGUGUCGAAUCUGGAAGGUAGAAGUGUCCCGGCAACUCCACUUCUGUCCCGCAAUGGAAUAACAGGAGUGCACAUCAGGUCAGAAUCUUCUAGCGGCUCUGCUGCUGUGAAGCAGUGGUCAGACAAUCCCGAGGCGUCCCAUCAGGUGCCUCUGCAGUCUCAGGAGGGGUCAUCCUCAGGGUCCUAUGAGCAAGGGCACAGACGUAGCAAUAGUUCUGAGACAUUACUCGACCGGCAUGGCACCACAGCGGAGGACGGAGGUCAAAGGUCAGGCUUGCCUGUACGGAACGGCCCGUACAAGAGCUCGGAAGCCAUCAUGGACUCGACUUUAAAACAGGCGCAGCGUAGCAGUCCCGAGCGGCAGGUAAACGGGCACACUGAACUGGCACACGUUCGCUUGGCCACAGGAGGUCGAGGAAUGAACGGAGGUUACAGUGAGAUCCUCAUGGAUUAUGUGUGGGGCAAGCAGCAGAAGAUGCAAGCUCAGCAACAAAAAAGACUGCAGGUGCAAAGUAAUGCAAAAACCCGGCCGUGGGCCGAUGGUCCUAAUGCUCCACCACCUCCUUACAGGAACGGCUUUGCCCAGUCUCAGCAGCUUAUCCUAGGCAAUGGCCCUCCGGCCUACAGCCCUCUAAUGCUGAGAGGGAAGCCCGGCGAGCCACGGAGGGUCAAAGUGUCACGCACCAAAUCCUGUGGCCCGAUCAUUCCCUUACAGCAGCACCAGCAAGAGUCCAUCCUGCUCACUGCCUACACUGAAAACAACACCUCCAAUCCAACACAUAACCAGCAGAUCGACCACCCCCACAGGCCACCUAAUUACCCUCUCGACUCCUCCGUGCCCACGACCCCCGAUGACCCCACGCGCAGCCUGCACAAGGCCCUGGCACUGGAGGGUUUGAGAGACUGGUAUCUGCGGAAUGCGUUGGGACAGACGGCCAGUGGAGGAAAGGGCAAAGAGGGGAAGCAGACUCAGCGCAGGCGUACCACGUCCUCUCUGCACAACUCACACCCCAAUCCACCGCUCAAACACCAGCCACAGUCCUUCCAAACAGACACGUCCUGUCCACACAUCCCCCAGUCAGCCACAUUUCAUGGACACCCUCUACACGGCAGGUCGAAGGAGCUUUCUUUGUACCAAGAUACCAUUUCAUCUAAAAUGCAGGACAUGACACUUAAAGAGAGCAGUAAUGACAGACCCACGCCAGGCACGCUGGUCUGACACACAAACAAAAAAGAGACCCAAACACAAAGAGACUACAGCAAACACCAGCUUACAUGUGUAUGGAAUGGCAGACUGAGAGAAUGCAUGAUGGACUAUUAAAGAGACCUUUUGGUUCCUUUCAGUGGUUAGAAUUAAAUAAUUCUGACGGAAAUCAAUCUAAUCAAUGUUAUACUAACAUAUGCUAAGAUACCCUUGACAUGGGACAAAUACUCAUACUCACUCUUUUCAGCAUGAAAUCAAGCUGUCUUCACGUUUUUAGAUCAUCUCUGGGUUCCUGCAGAUUUCUUAUGUAGUUUCCCUUUUAAUCAGCAACAGUAGUAGCAAGCUCUGGCAAAAGAGACGAUAUGUCAGCACAUUCCUAUCAGUGAACAAUGUGAGUUCAUUCUAUCACUAUUUCCUUGAUACGGAUUUGUCACAAAGUAUAUACAAAGAGUUCUUGUUGUUCAUGAGAAUCCAUGAGACCUUCCAUAAGUCAUACUAGGCCCUUUGAAAUAACUAAUCAGGAUCUUCUCAAUGUUAUAUGGAAAUAUUUCUAUGCAAAUUACAAUCAAGAAGACUGUGUUUAGACAAAAUUAAUAAUUUGAGUUUUGGUUUUGUCAUUCUGAGUAGCAGUUUUAAAAUAUGUAUGAGAAAAAAACAAGCCAAAUCUUAAACUCUGAUGGACUGUUUCAGAGUCAGGGACUCACAGUAUUUCAUGAAAUGUAUAAUUAAGUUAGUAUCUUUAUUACUAAUCAUAAUGUGGAGGAGUAUAAGUGUGCUUAUUCAGGACGAUGACUUUAAGAAUGGCACAGCUCCAACAACAUCUUUAUCUGUAUCACUCAUAUUUAUGAUGGUUUCUAUUUCCUCAGGCUGUAAUUGUAGACCAGUAUUAAUAUCCACAAUUACAGAGACAUUCACAGGUAGAAUAAAGGAUAAAUGACAUUUGAUGUAUUUUAAAAUAGCAUUUUUUAAUGAAAAUUAAACCAGAAUGAAAGAUUGAAUCUCAAGAAUUCUGUCAAAAAUAAAUUUAAUUCCAAAUUUACAAGAAAAAUGGUCUUUUAAAACAAUUAUUUUAGGUCUAUAUUAAGAUUAGGAUUAUAUAUAUAUAUAUAUAUAUAUAUAUAUAUAUAUAUAUAUAUAAUUUAAAAAAAAGGUUUGCAUUAUGACAUUUUCAUGACAAGAAUUCUCAUUCUCAUUACUGUAAAAGAAGAAAAUAAUCAUAUUAUUUAUGGAUUUAAGGAUCAUCAUAGUUCUUUUUUUGCUGGAUUAAUGCUGAUUUAAAAGAAUCCUUUCUGGACAGGAUGAAAUUUAAUUACUGUAAUACAAAUAUAAUGUGCAUGAUCACUAAAAAUAAUGAAAAAUAUAAAGACACUCAAAAGCAAAACAACCGGAUGCGUUAUGAUAAUGAGAAUUGAGAGGGACAGGCGCAUGAAAAUAAUGCCACAAUGCAAAAUAAUAAUAAUUAUAGGUUUUUAAAAAAUAUCUAGGGAGAAGAUUAUUUAAAAAAAAAAAUACUGAGAAAAAUAUAAUCUUGAUUUUAUUUAGAUUUUGGGGUUGAAAUAUCACUCUUACAUGUUUCCGCUUUCUAAAACCAUCAGGAAUUUUUAGAGAUGACCUCUAGGGGGAGCCCCAUGAUCUGUUUUGAGGGGGUUCUGGAUCCAUUCAAAUAAGCAGCAUCCACUGCAGAUGCAUGCACAGCGUCCUGCCAGGUGCAGUGCUUGUCUCAAGAAGCACCAGUUUCUUGUGUAUAGCGCCUUAAUUGCAAUUGUUCAUUGUUCUUCCUAUCGGAUUCACUGCAGAUGUCAAUAUUUACUGUAUCUCUCAAUAAUUAGAUUGCAUGAAAUGAAAAGGAUUCAUUAACCAAAUCAGGACUUUGCCAAGACUAGUAAUUUUCCUGCACCCUCCUUUAGAAUUUAUUUGAAUUGUGAUACUCACAAUGAGGUGUUGCCUACUAAUGAUGCCAACUUUUGACCAUUGUGCCUAGAAAAUGUGGCGGAAGACUUGUAGAGACAAUGUCUUAUCACUAUGUGUAGUUCUCACAGCCAGUCUAAAUAAAGAAUUAGGCUUCUGCUUAUUAAACUACAGAUCUUAUUCUCUCUUUAUGACCGAAAAAAUACACACAAAAAAAACAAAACAGGCAUUUGGAUUGCUGGCUAAUCCACUCUAAAUAAUAGAUAUAGUCUGCUAUGUUGAGUGUUCGUGCUCCCUUCUGAAAAAAACUAAAAAAAAACGAUGUACCAGUGCAUGCGGCUAUCUGUUCAUCUUUAUUUCUUCUCUAUUGUUCUUUGAUUUUUAUUUGGCUCAUUGUGUUAUCAUUAUGUAGGCAUCUUGAUGUAGGUCUUGAAAAGCUUCUAAAUCUCAAAUGCCUUCACCACAAAUUUAUCUGCAGAAUAUAACUUACUGAAGUAAUCCAAACUUUCUCAGAUGCUUUGUCAGCAAAUGCUGCCGUGCUUGUCUCAGGACUACACUGAAAGCUGCUUGAUUGUGAUCUGUCCAUUUGAAUCCAACACCAUUGAUGCAUGGAAGUUUCACUAAUAGAAAUACAAUUAUUUCUUUCCUUUAUCUUUUUUUUAAUAAACACAGACUUUAACACGAGAGACCUGUCAGAAUACAUUAUAGUUGCCGGAUGUUUAUGAUGAUUUUAAAACCUUGCUGAGGACAUUUUAGGUAAUCUAUAUCAAAUGUUUUGAAAGAUCAUCUUACACUUAUGUGAAUUAUGAUUAUUUCUAUUGAGAACAUAAAGAUCUAAAGGAUGAUGGAUAUGAAGGAUAACAGCCUUUUAUUUUUGAUGAAAAACUUAAUAACUGUUGAAAACCUAAUGAAGUUUGUUAUAUCUGUCUUCAUCAUGGUACCAAAUGCUAACACUUUUUGAAGAUGUUCCCUCCAUGUUGUGGACACUAUUGAAGAUUUGAUUUCCCCAGUUACCAUUUCAAAAACUCUUUGAUAUUUCCUGCUAAUCUUUUAUCACUUUUGGAAGAAACCUUUCCAACUGUAUAUAGGCUAAUUUGCUGUUUUCUCUUUGCUUUUCAACAUUUUAUAUCUCUAUUGGAAGAAAAAAAAUCCAAGACUGUACAAAGUGUCUUUUUAAUAAAGUGUUUUUGGUCAUACA
Molecule: messenger RNA, 5294 nt
Organism: Carassius carassius (crucian carp)
Lineage: Eukaryota; Metazoa; Chordata; Actinopteri; Cypriniformes; Cyprinidae
Product: coiled-coil domain-containing protein 120-like
Exons: 11
Coding region: 260-2203 (647 amino acids)
Source: RefSeq, a predicted model, not a curated record